This is a messenger RNA of Kwoniella mangroviensis CBS 8507, 900 nucleotides long. RefSeq lists its product as uncharacterized. The transcript has 4 exons. The record is from RefSeq and is a predicted model, not a curated record. Lineage: Eukaryota; Fungi; Basidiomycota; Tremellomycetes; Tremellales; Cryptococcaceae. Bases 1 to 900 code for a protein of 299 amino acids.
AUGACUAAAACCGUAUCAGAAUACAAAUACGAACAGACCACUUCACUUCAAGGUUCAGACGUCAGGUCUACCUUCACUUCCACACCUUCAUCCUCGGUAUCAUCCAUGGGACCAAAGUUUGGACUGGCCGUGGCAGGGAAGAUCGAGGUUGAAUACCUCCCCGAUCCAGAUGAAUUUCCGGGUGUUAAAUUCAUCUUAGAUACCCUCAACCCACCUCGACUUGUUAACCGCCAUUCCCACGGUCUCAAUCCCAGUCCGAUCUGUCGUGGGCGACUGAGGUAUUUCGAGAGGGAUGAACGUCAUAAAUGGUGGUUCACAAGAUGGUUUCACCCUGCUCCGCACUGGCUCACAUUCUUCUGGUACCGCUCAACAGCCGGAACGAGGGUAUCUUGUACAAGGGAAGAACUCUGUUUUGCAUGGGUUAAAGCUCUCAACGGUGCGAGAUAUCAUCAACUGCUUUAUAGUCAUUCCCAGCAAAUUGCCGAUCGAGUUAUCAAAGCUCGAUAUGAGAGCACGAUUGAGAAUCUCGCAGUGGUAGCCAAGAAAUGGCUCUCGCUUUUCCGAGAGAUCGACUGGGCGAUGGGAAUUUUAUACAACAUCCAGCUCCAUCGGACCAUCCCUUUGUUCUGGAGAUACCACCCUGAAGAACACGAUUACGAUAUCAGCAAGUUAUCAAAAUGGAAACAUCGUCUCACUUGCUUAUCGACCGCCGAAGACCUCACUGAAUGUUUCAUCUAUUGUGUUAGAGAGACCAUCCGAUUGGACAAAAAGGGGUAUGACCACGAAUCCAGACAAUUGGCCACUGCAAUCGGAUUUCCUGGCCAUAAGAUCUGUAAAGUUCCCGGAAUCCCUGACGAGAUGAGAUACGAUGAUGAUAAUUCGUUGACUGGUAAUUGGUAA